AUGAGACAUGCUGCGAAAUGCAAAUUCGAACACUCUUCUAACUCCGAAAGUCCUGGUCUUGGCGAGAAUAUAUGGGCGACUGAUGCAAUAAAAUUGGACAAGGCAAAAGCAGCGGAGUGGCGAUAUGUGGUUCGACGAAUUGCGACAGCUGGUGUAGGAUUCGAUAAUUUGCUCACCAAAGAAGUUUUCUAUCGUCCACAUGCUGUGAUUGUGGAAACGGCCUCGGUGAGCCCAUCUACGAUCUGGGAGAGCCGUGCCAGAACGAUUCCGAUUGCGGAUGCGCCAACUGCAAAUGCAGCACAAUUGAGGCGCUUUGUAUUGCUGCAUAAGAAAUUCAUG
This is a messenger RNA of Ostertagia ostertagi, 339 nucleotides long. The record is from the annotation of a GenBank genome assembly. Lineage: Eukaryota; Metazoa; Nematoda; Chromadorea; Rhabditida; Trichostrongylidae.